AUGGAUCGUAAAUUUCGAAAACUUGAUCUACAAAGCACUUCUUUCGAUUCUGCUUACAGCAGUAGCCAUUCUGCAACUUCUCUCAGUUCGUUCGACACUGACGAUAAAACAUCUGUCAGCUCUUAUUCGGAGUUAAAAUCGGAACUUACAUGUAUACCAGAGACUGAAGAUGACGACUGUUUGGAUUUUUCUGUUUCGAAAGAUUCUAGUCAUCUGUUGAGCCACCAGAACGACGAAGGAGAUAGCUUAUUGCAUUUGGCUAUCAUUAGAGAAAGUCUUCAAAUUGCUGAGGAUUACAUUCAUGGAGUAAGAGCAAUGGAUUCUAUGUAUCUCCUUAAUCUGCAGAACAACUUUUUUCAAACUCCCUUGCACUUGGCUGUGAUCACCAAACAGUUACAAAUAGUUGAGAUCCUACUGAAAUGCAAUGUUGCUGUGGACAUCCCUGACUACUAUGGAAACACUGCGUUGCAUAUUGCCUGCCGUGAAGGAAACAUAGAUAUUGCCCAAAUCAUGUUUCAAUAUGCUUCCAAUCAUUUGAUGCUGGAUUUGAGAAAUUACGAUGGUUUGACUUGCCUUCACAUUGCUGCCCUCCAGAAACAUUACCGGAUGAUUGAAUUAUUGCUCAGCAAAGGUGCUAACAUUAAUGUUCAGGAUGGCAAAAGUGGACGCACAGUGCUUCAUUAUGCUGCUGAACAUGGGAAUGCAACUCUGGUAAACUUAUUGUUCAAUUAUUCUCAGUUGGACAUUAAUGCCACCACUUACAGUGGUAUGUCUGCGCUGUACUUGGCUGAAGGUCGCAAUCACAUCGAAAUUAAGCAGAUGUUACAACUCAAUGGUGCUGCUAUCACUGAUUAUUCAUCUGAUGAAUCAGAAGAAGAAACGUCAAUAGCUGAUGAUUUCUGCAUCAAUGGCCAACCAAUCUAA
Acanthosepion pharaonis is the source of this 924-nucleotide messenger RNA. The record is from the annotation of a GenBank genome assembly. Lineage: Eukaryota; Metazoa; Mollusca; Cephalopoda; Sepiida; Sepiidae.